AUGACACCACAAACUGGAACCUCCAGUCGCCACCGCGCCAGACCCACCACCGCCCUUCUCCUCUUUUUCUGGGUCCUUCUCAUUUUAGCUCCGACUACCCUAUGUCUUCACCUUCCCCCGCCGCCCCCGCCGUCAAGGAAAUUAGCCCGGUUCUCCACGGCGUCCUUUCGCCAUGCACCACCUACAACUACAACUUCCCCAGCUGAGCUUCUCGACCGCCGUCAGCCCGCCUCCGCGUACCGCGAAGACAAGAGGUUAAUUCAUACGGGUCCGAAUCCUCUUCACAACUAA
Messenger RNA from Cucumis melo (muskmelon), 291 nucleotides. Its product is annotated as CLAVATA3/ESR (CLE)-related protein 17-like. The coding region runs from base 1 to 291 and encodes 96 amino acids. Gene Ontology annotation, biological process: system development. The record is from RefSeq and is a predicted model, not a curated record. Lineage: Eukaryota; Viridiplantae; Streptophyta; Magnoliopsida; Cucurbitales; Cucurbitaceae. The transcript has a single exon.